Molecule: messenger RNA, 1300 nt
Organism: Ananas comosus (pineapple)
Lineage: Eukaryota; Viridiplantae; Streptophyta; Magnoliopsida; Poales; Bromeliaceae
Product: zinc finger protein 6-like
Exons: 1
Coding region: 290-1120 (276 amino acids)
Biological process (GO): cytokinin-activated signaling pathway; gibberellic acid mediated signaling pathway; trichome differentiation
Cellular component (GO): nucleus
Molecular function (GO): DNA-binding transcription factor activity; transcription cis-regulatory region binding
Source: RefSeq, a predicted model, not a curated record
ACCCGUGUACAGUAGAGGCCGAGACAAGCGCAAUCUAUGGCGCUCGACAAUCUCUGAGUUAUGUUCCCCACAGGCCACAACUCUCUCUCUCUCUCUCUCUCUCUCUCUCUCUCUCUCUCUCGCUUUUAGUAUAGUAUUAUUAAUUAUUAUAUUAUUGACCAUCCGUAGUCGAAUCAUUCAUCUCACUCCUAAGCCUCAGUGUCAAGCUGUAGCUCUCUUAUAUAUAUAUAUAUAUUCUUUUCCCAACCACUUCGAGUACUUGCUUAAGCCACCCCCCUUAUAAGUACACAUGAGUGUGGGCUUUGGGGUUCAUAACACGAUCGCAAUCGAAUUGAACCCUCGCGCAGCAGCAGACCCUUUUCCGAUCCUCUACUCUUCCUCCUUUUCAGUUAACAACGCUAGCCAGCUACUUUUCUGCAUGUUUGGGAUCCAGUGCGAGCCUGAGAACAUGAUAAGUAGUAGUAGUAGCCCGAAGCUUAAGCUGUUCGGCUUCCAUGUGUCCGAAGAGGAGGAGGCGCCGCCAACGCCGACGGAGAACGGGCUGCAGGGCUCCGACUCCUCCUCCGGCUCCACCACCACGACGGCCACGCCCCCAGCUGCCGGCGGAGACGGCAGGAAGUACGAGUGCCAGUACUGCUGCCGCGAGUUCGCCAACUCGCAGGCGCUGGGCGGCCACCAGAACGCCCACAAGAAGGAGCGCCAGCAGCUCAAGCGCGCCCAGCUGCACGCCUCCUCCUCCUCCUCCUCCCCCUCCUCCGCCGGCCUGCGCUCGCCCUUCGCUACUCCGCUCUACCCGACGCGAGCUAAUAAUUACAAUCCCAUGGCCUCCGCCUUCGCCCCACCCCCGCACCUCCUCCUCCACGACGCGCCAGGGCCGGCAGCCAGCUGGGUCUACUUCUCCCGCGCUGCCGCCGCGCCGCCGCCGGUGCAGAACUUCCACGUCUCGCACGGCUCCGUCUUCCCUCCUCCUCCGCCCUUCUCCUACUCAGCCGCCGCCCACGGCCCGGCAGUCUCGCUCCCCCGCUUCUCGCCGGUGCCGGGCCCGAGUGAAGCCGGCGCCGACUCCGACGACGCCUUCGGGCUGGACCUCCAGCUCAGUCUCGCCCCGGCCCGCUCCUGAGCCCCGGUUCAACCCAAACCCCGAACACAUCACCAACCAUAUUAUAUAACUCCGUGUCUCAUAACCCAUGUAAAAUUUCCCCCACCCCCGUUAUUUUUAUUUUUAUUUUUCUUUCUCGGUCUUAUGUUUCUUCCACUAAGGAAUGGCAACGUUUCCGGCUUACUUCUCCAAUUUCCGUCA